AUGGGAUCCAUCUCCCCAGACGCAAAGCUGCCCUGGAUCAAGACGCCAUGCGUCCUCAGUCCCCAAUUGAGCCGUGUGGCUGGCUGCAACAUCUAUCUCAAACUCGACCUCCUCCAGCCCAGCGGCUCCUUCAAAUCCCGAGGCAUCGGCAACCUCAUGCUCCACGCCGUCGCGGCUAACCCAGACGUUCACUUCUACUGCGUCUCCGGAGGCAACGCCGGCCUCGCCUGCGCCAGCUCUGCCGCCGCCCUCUGCAAACCCGCCACCAUCGUCAUCCCCGUCACCACAUCAGAGAUGUUCAAGAACAAGCUCCUCGACCUUGGAGCUCGUGUCUUCCAGGUCGGCAAGAACUUGACCGCUGCGGAUCUCUAUCUCCGCGAGAACCUCCUCGCCAAGGACCCUCGCGGCGUCUAUGUUCCGCCGUUCGAUCACCCCCAUAUCUGGGAUGGCGCUGCCACCAUCAUCGGCGAGCUGCGGGACCAGCUUGACGUUCCAAUUGACGGCAUCGUCUGCAGCGUCGGCGGCGGUGGCCUGUUUAACGGCCUGAUGCAGGGCAUUGAAAGUUUCCGCUGGUCUGGCCGGAAGCCUCACGUUGUCACCGUCGAAACCGCCGGUGCUGACAGCCUCAAUGCCAGUAUCUUGGCCAACGCCCACGUCACUCUACCUGAAAUCACCUCCAUCGUCACCUCGCUGGGCGUCUCCCGCGUCUCCGAAGAGACAUGGAAGUGGUCUCAAGCACCAAACACCCAGAACGUCGUCGUCUCUGAUGCCGAUGCGGCCGUCAGCUGCGUCCGCUUCGCCGACGAUGCUCGCCUGGUCGUCGAAAUCUCGUGCGGUGCCGCAUUGGCCACGGUGUACCGCGGCGACUUGAGGGAGCGUCUCGGCAAGGGCCUUACGGAUGCUCAAUGGGCGGAGAAGAACAUUGUCAUGAUUGUGUGUGGAGGCUCUGGUGUCUCGCUGAGGACUCUUGACCAGUACCGAGAAGAAUAUGGUCCUCUCACGACCAUCAAGGUUUAG
Trichoderma virens Gv29-8 is the source of this 1017-nucleotide messenger RNA. RefSeq lists its product as uncharacterized. Gene Ontology annotation, biological process: L-serine catabolic process; L-threonine catabolic process. Gene Ontology annotation, molecular function: pyridoxal phosphate binding; threonine deaminase activity; L-serine ammonia-lyase activity. Bases 1 to 1017 code for a protein of 338 amino acids. The transcript is spliced from 2 exons. The record is from RefSeq and is a predicted model, not a curated record. NCBI's taxonomy places the organism in Eukaryota, Fungi, Ascomycota, Sordariomycetes, Hypocreales, Hypocreaceae.